Molecule: messenger RNA, 2591 nt
Organism: Pneumocystis carinii B80
Lineage: Eukaryota; Fungi; Ascomycota; Pneumocystomycetes; Pneumocystales; Pneumocystaceae
Exons: 8
Coding region: 47-2545 (832 amino acids)
Biological process (GO): nuclear polyadenylation-dependent snRNA catabolic process; exonucleolytic trimming to generate mature 3'-end of 5.8S rRNA from tricistronic rRNA transcript (SSU-rRNA, 5.8S rRNA, LSU-rRNA); poly(A)-dependent snoRNA 3'-end processing
Cellular component (GO): nucleolus; nuclear exosome (RNase complex)
Molecular function (GO): 3'-5'-RNA exonuclease activity; nucleic acid binding; nucleotide binding
Source: RefSeq, a predicted model, not a curated record
AUAUAAAUGCGUAAUAUCCUUUGACGGAUAGUUAUUUUUUGUUUAUAUGGACCCUGCGUUGUUUUCGAAUUUUCAAGAUCAAUUAUAUGAGUCUCUUAUAUCGGCGACAAAGGCUGUAACUGUUAUUGGAUCACAGGAUAUUAAUUUUUAUUGCUCUUUGGAUCCAUAUUUUGCUUCUUCAUUGGCUAAUUGUAAUAAACGAUUUUUGGAUCUUAUUAAUUAUCUGCUUCAUUCAGUAUCAUCAGAUGGGUUUGGAAAAAUUGAAGAUCAUGAUGAUCUCAAUUAUAAGUGGUUGGAUAUAAUAGAUGUUAUUGAUUCCCUUUUCGAAAAAGCAGAUAUUUCUCUUGAUGAAUUUAUUGAAUUUUCUAGACGUUCUGAUCAUAAGACAGAGAAGAAUAUAUCAAAAUCUUUAAAGACUUUUAAAGAGAAAAAACAGCUUGCACAUAAGCUUAUUCAUGACGAAAAUAUUUCAAGGCCUCAGUUUCGCUUUUCUGUUGUUCCUGAUAAUAAUUCAGAUACACCUUGGAAAAGGAAGAUUACAGUUAAGCCUAAUGCUCUUGUGCCAUUAGAGGAUUGUAUAUUAGAAAGCAAUGAUAAAGGAUAUAAAGCCGGCAAUUUACCUCAUCCAUAUGAAUAUGAAAUUAAUAAUAUAAGAUAUUCUGAAGACUUGUUUAAAGAAAAAACGCCUGUAGACCCUAUUUCUUUUGAUAGUUCUAAGGCUAUAUGGGUCAACAAUGUUAAUUCUUUAGAAGAAAUGCUUAAAGAUUUAAAAAAUACAACGGAAAUUGCUGUUGAUUUAGAGCAUCAUGAUUAUCGAUCAUAUCAAGGAUUUGUUUGUUUAAUGCAAAUUAGUACUAGGAGAGCCGAUUGGAUAGUUGAUACUUUAGAAUUGCGUGAAGAAUUGGAAAUUUUGAAUGAAGUUUUUACAAACCCUAAUAUUAUAAAGGUCUUUCAUGGUGCAUCUAUGGACAUAAUAUGGUUGCAGAGGGAUUUUGGACUUUAUAUUGUUGGGCUUUUUGAUACAUAUCAUGCAACAAAGAUUUUAGGAUUCGAAGGACAUAGCUUAGCAUUUUUAUUAAAAAAGUAUGUUAAUUUUAAUACUGAUAAACGAUACCAGUUAGCAGAUUGGAGAAUACGUCCUUUACCUGAAGAAAUGCUUUCUUAUGCACGUUCGGAUACUCAUUUUUUACUUUAUAUAUAUGAUCAUUUAAAAAAUGAGCUAUUACUAAAAUCUACCUUAACUCAAAAUCUUUUGUUAUCAGUUUUUUCUGCAUCUAAUAAUGUUGCUUUAAAGGUUUUUGAAAAAGAUAAAUAUGAUGUAGAUGGAUCAGGUGUAGAUGGAUGGAAAAGUAUACUUCAAAAGUGGAGUAAUUGUUUAACAUGUGAUUUGCAAGUAUCAGUUCUUAUAGCUUUGCACAAAUGGAGAGAUAAAGUUGCUAGGCAAGAAGAUGAAAGCGUUAGAUAUGUUUUACCGAAUCAUAUUCUAGCUCAAAUAGCUAUAAAUUGUCCAAAAGAUGCUGCCUCUGUUUUUGCUAUUUGUAAUAAUGUUCCCCCUUUAGUUCGUGUUUAUGUGGAUGAAAUGGUUAAAAUAAUUCAAUUAGCAAAAGAUGAAUUGGAAAAGUCAUCUAUAUCAAAUAGCUCUGAAGUUACUUCUAAAGUUCAGGAUAUAGAUACCUCUGACAAAUCUCUUAUAAUGGAUGAUGUCAAUUCUAUAAAUCAUGAUAAGUUGUUUGAAAAUAAUAUUGCUAAUGAAAAGCUUAUUUAUCUUGUUGCUGAAACAUCUCUGCUUUGGGGCAAAGCUAUUGAGAAUUGUGAUCUCAAUGAUUCAAGAUUAUCUAUCAUAGAGGGGAUAUUGAGAAAUAUGAAAUUAGUUGUAUCAUUGCCUUUUUUUUCAGAAAAAAUGAUUGUGGACAAUCGUAUAUCUAUUGAUAAUGAUAAUCGUAUAUCUAUUGAUAAUGAUAAUCGUAUAUCUGUUGAUAAUGAUAAUCGUAUAUCUGUUGAUGUGGAUAAUUGUAUAUCUGUUGAUAAUGAUAAUCGUAUAUCUGUUGAUGAGGAUAAAAUAUCUGCUAAAAAAUAUGAUAUAAUUGAUAAUAUAUCUAUAGAAAAAGAGCAAAAACAAGAUCAAAGUGAUGAUAUUAUUGUUGUUAAAAAAUUGGGAAGCAAGCAAAAACGUUUAUUUGAAAUUUCUGAAAAUAAAUCUGAAAAUGUCACUAUUGAUGAAGGUAAUGAAUUUCUAAAUGAAUUUGGUAGGAAUCUAUUACUGGAUAAUUUCUCUGGUAAUUUAAAAAAAAAGAAAAAAAGAAAGUCGAACAAAAAAGCUAAAUUAAAAGGGAAACUUCUAAAUUGUGAUGGAGAUUCGAAACCAUAUGAUUAUGAGAAAGAUCCUUCUUUUUUUAAUCAAUUAAAUAGCAAUUAUGAAUUAAAAAAUGAAAAUAUUAAACUUUUUACGAAUACUAGUGUUAAUCAAUUUGAAAAACAAUUAAAGCGGCCGAAACGCGAAAAUGCACCAAGUAGUGGUCUUCGUAGCAUGGUUUUUGGGAAAUAAGAAUAUAUAUAUUAUAAAAAAGAAUCAUAUAUUUUUUAAUUAAAAU